Messenger RNA from Electrophorus electricus (electric eel), 4443 nucleotides. NCBI's taxonomy places the organism in Eukaryota, Metazoa, Chordata, Actinopteri, Gymnotiformes, Gymnotidae. The record is from RefSeq and is a predicted model, not a curated record.
CUCUCACUCUCUCGCCCCCUCCCAGCGUACAACAUCGCCUCCCAGAACCCAAGCGAGGCAGUCGGCGACACGAGAGGCGAGAUCUGCAGCGCACCAUGGCCACGAUCGUAACCUCGACCAGGUUCACAGACGAGUAUCAGCUGUACGAGGAGCUGGGGAAGGGUGCCUUCUCCGUGGUCCGCCGAUGUGUGAAGAAGUCAACCAGCCAGGAAUAUGCUGCUAAAAUUAUCAACACAAAAAAGUUAUCUGCAAGAGAUCACCAGAAGCUGGAGCGAGAAGCUCGGAUCUGUCGCCUGCUCAAACACCCCAACAUAGUGCGCCUCCAUGACAGCAUCUCAGAGGAAGGAUUCCAUUACCUCGUCUUUGACCUUGUCACUGGUGGAGAGCUGUUUGAAGAUAUCGUUGCUAGAGAGUAUUACAGUGAAGCUGACGCCAGUCACUGCAUUAACCAGAUCCUGGAGAGUGUGAGCCACAUCCACCAGCAUGACAUUGUGCACAGGGACCUCAAGCCGGAGAACUUGCUGUUGGCCAGUAAGAUGAAGGGGGCCGCAGUGAAGCUGGCAGACUUUGGCUUGGCCAUCGAGGUUCAGGGAGACCAGCAGGCCUGGUUUGGGUUUGCAGGCACUCCUGGCUACCUCUCCCCGGAAGUUCUUAGGAAGGACCCCUAUGGGAAGCCGGUGGACAUUUGGGCCUGUGGCGUCAUCCUCUACAUCCUCCUGGUUGGUUACCCUCCCUUCUGGGACGAGGACCAGCACAAGCUGUAUCAGCAGAUCAAGGCCGGAGCCUAUGACUUCCCUUCUCCAGAGUGGGACACUGUUACCCCAGAGGCCAAGAACCUCAUUAACCAGAUGUUGACCAUCAACCCUGCGAAGAGGAUCACGGCGGACCAAGCUCUCAAGCACCCAUGGGUCUGCCAACGCUCCACCGUGGCUUCAAUGAUGCAUCGCCAAGAGACUGUCGAGUGUCUGCGGAAAUUCAAUGCCAGGAGAAAACUGAAGGGGGCCAUUCUAACCACCAUGUUGGUGUCUAGAAACUUUUCUGUGGGCCGGCAGCACACCAGCCCGGCUGCUCCCACCACCAGCACGGCUGCGCUGGCCCAGGAAGCAUGCAAAAGUUUACUGAACAAAAAGUCUGAUGGAGUGAAGAAAAGGAAGUCGAGCUCCAGUGUUUAUUUGAUGCCACAGACUAACAACAAUGUAAACAGUGUAGUAAGCAGCAGCAGCACCAAAGACAGCAGCACAUCAUCCACAGCUCCAAUGGAACCCCAGACCACCGUCGUGCACAACCCAGCCGACGGCGUCAAGGGGUCUGUGGAGAGCUGUAACACUACAGAAGAGGAGGACCUUAAAGCACGCAAGCAGGAGAUCAUUAAGAUCACGGAGCAGCUGAUCGAGGCCAUCAACAAUGGAGAUUUUGAGGCCUACACGAGAAUCUGUGACCCUGGUCUGACCUCCUUUGAGCCCGAGGCGCUGGGAAACCUGGUGGAGGGCAUGGACUUCCACAAAUUCUACUUUGAGAACCUCCUGAGUAAAAACAGCAAACCCGUGCACACCACCAUCCUGAACCCCCACGUGCACCUGAUCGGCGAGGACGCUGCCUGCAUCGCCUACAUCCGCCUGACGCAGUACAUCGACAGCCAGGGACACCCACGCAGCUGCCAGUCCGAGGAGACGCGCGUGUGGCAUCGCCGCGACGCCAAGUGGCUCAACGUGCACUUCCACUGCUCCGGGGCGCCCGCUGCUCCUCUCCAGUGAACCCAGCCAGGCACAGAUCGCCUGGAUGAGUGGAGUAUUUCUUCUCGGUGGUUGGAUUGGCGCCAGGAGCCCGGCCGCAAGAGAAAACACGAGGGGGACAAAAAAUAAAUAAAUCACACGACAAAGUUAAAAAAAAAAAAAAAAGAAGGAAUUAAAUAUGAAAAAUUUAAAGCCAGCUGUGGCCACCACCACUAGUUCAGUCCAACCGUAGCUAGACGAGGGGGCCGGUUACGGUGGCCCUGCCCUCUGGAUGCUGCAUGCUUUCUGAUGCCCACAGGGGGGCGCUGUCUUGUCCUAUGAUCCCAUCUCUUCUGCCCGUCAUUCAGAGAGAGUGUUUAAAGUAUUACUAUGUUGUAAAAUAUUGAGAUUGUCAAUCCUUACACUAUUAACAGAGCCGAAAACUGAUGGCAGUUUAAAUCAGAAAUGUGAGUCGUACACGGAGAAGCCGCUGCUUCUGUGGCUGGUGAGUUAUUUUGCUUUUCAUCUCUCUUUCCUUACAGUGAUGCGUGAUGCAAAAGGAGAUGUGAAGCUGAACUUGUUACUUAGAAGUAAAACCACCAAAGUGUAGAAUUUAGACAUUGAGUUGUUUUAACAAUAUUUCUAUUUUGUUUGAGGAGAGAGAGAAUUGGGGAAGGUUUUAUCAUUUUGUUGUGCUUGUUGUGGAACUCUUUAUUUUUAUCUCCUGAAUGACGCUGUUCAAAAGUAUUUUGUGUUUUCAAAAAAAGUGGAUUUUUAAAAGUAGGGCACGAUUUACUAUAGCUAUGUAUACAUAGGUAUUUAUAAAGAGAAGGGGAACAAAGAUUUAGUGUUAGUGUAUAGGGCAAGGAGAUAUUGAGAGCAAUGUUUUGUGUGUGAGUGUGAGUGUGUGUGACUGAGUGGGUGAGUGUGUAUGUGUUUGUAUGUGGGGAGUGCAUUAUUUAGUCUCCCUUGGCUCAUUGCUCUGCCGUGCUUUAAGAAGCCGUUUUACACAUACACGCAUGCACGCGCACGCGCACACAUACACAUACACACACACACACACACACACCAGCAUACACAUCAGCAUAGUCCAGGGUCAGUUUACACACCUGCUUGUCGGUUUGCGGCCUAUUGAGCCUGAAGUUGCAGAACUUUAAUUUCACUUUGUCGGUGUGUUCUGAGUUUAACGUCUGUCUGGGCACUAGGGGGAGCUAAACACUCUUCACUAUUAGCUUGGCUCUUAGCCCUCUCUCUCCCACCCUCUCGCUCUCUCUGAUACCCGAAUCACCUUCCCUAGGCUUCAGCCAAAUGUGGCAUAUCAUUUUUUCUACACUAGCAUGUUGGAACUUAGUAGAAAUGGCCUGUACUGUUUUGCACAGAAGCCGGAGACGCUAUGCUGUUUCGUCCACACAGUGUGGACCUGUCUGCAACUUCGGGUUAUGGGAAAUCCUUCUCUGAUGGUCCAUUCCUCUAACAGACCCUGACACCAGCCCAUAGUUGUUGCACACUGCCACGGUAUUUCUGUGUUUGCGUGUGCGUGUGUGCGUGCGUGUACAUGUCUGCACACUUGCCUGUCUGGUGUCUGAAGUCUAAGUCCUGUUCGUGUUGUACUGUUGGACCUCUCGCUCCCUAUACUUUCUCCGGGGCUCACUGUGAGUAUUGCCUGAGGAUGUCUGACCGGAGGGAAGGAAGUGUGGGAUUGGCUAGCUGGGAAUCAUCUGACCGGGGCCUGGAUGAGAGAGAGAGAGAGAGAGACAGAGCUGGGAGUCUUAGUUGUGCUAAAAGGUAGUUGGUUUACUGGUUCCUUUUGUGGCAGUUUGUGUUGUAAUGUUCCGACGUUAGUGUUCUUAGUGUUGGUGUUUUUUUCUGGAUUAUAUAUAUAUAUAUUUUUUGAACUGUAAGUAUUUAUGCAGUGCAGUGCCCAUUUGUAGUUGAGGUGCAGAGCUUAGGCUGUGCCAGACAUGCACACCAUCCCUCCAUUUGAAUCGUUAAACACACACCCGCGUGCGCACAUGCACGUGACCUUCUACCACGCCGCAUCUUGAAAUCGCAAGUUCACGUUGCAGAUCAUAACGUGGAGGAUAUGUCGCCAUGUUGACGCUCUGACAUAAUGUGCUCCCUAUAAGGCAAAUCUUUGUGUGUGUCUGUGUGAGAUCAGAACACUGCUUGUCACCGUGGUAACGUAGUAGCGUGUGAUUGUCAGUGACUCCGGAGGGCCUAAGCCCCAUAUGUAGGCCCUUCACUUUGUCCUAGACCAUAGUUCUUGAUCCAUAGUACUUAGCAGAGUUAGACAGCCAAUAGACAAGAGGUGUUGACAAAUUAUUCAAAGACAGAAAGUAUAUAAUAUAUAUCCAGGGUUCACUGGUCUCAGUCAGGCCUGGCAAACGGCUCUCCAGCCAGUCACGGAGCUCCCAGCGAGGCAGUGGGACCACCAUCAUGCUUGGUUUCGUUGAUUUGCACUCCAGUGUAGUGUGUGUACAGUUCCAGUGUGACUUUUGUUUGUCUCUUGAGUUUUUUGUUGGGGGGGGCGGGGCGGUUGUCUUGAGUAGUGUCUGUUCUGUCUCAGUUGCCCUGUCCUGAGGUCUGGCAUCGUGGGUCCACACAGCCAUGGGAACUGGUCACGUGAAAGAGCACAGCAUGGUUUAACUUCAUAGUACUGACGAGAGGAAAGCACUUGUCACAAAGACGGUGGGCGUGGAGAGGAGCAUUCCAGACAGAGCUCUGAAAAACG